UUGCGAGAUACUUAUCUUUCCUUCUCUGUGAUCCAUUUUGCGUUCCAGGAACCGAUUCGAGAGACUGAGGAUCACAUAGAUUCCAUCUGGGGUAGUUCGUCAACCUCACAGAAUACUCGAAAUUUCACUUGGUCUUCGCGAAUCAAAUUGGACGAUGAAGUGGAAAAUGCCUGGAUGAUGAAGGUGUUUGCAACAACCAAUGAAACAGAUAAAAAUGAGACUGUUGUGUCGAACAUUCUGUACGACAAAUCUGAGAUAUGUAAUGUCGGGGAUGAAACCAAAAAUCUACUGCACGCAGCCGAUCAGUCGAUUAGCCCAUCCUCUUGGCCUCAUCACAUGCAUCUAUCUCCGCAAGACGGUUGUCAUAUAUGCCAAAUUCCGGUAGAAUCAUUUACCCUGGCACCAGAAAAUGCUCCAUCUAAUGUUACCCCUUACUUUCCAACACAGGUUUCCGUCGCCAGCGCUCCACAACCAUCGUUUACAAAACCAUCGACUAAUUUCUCCGAUCGAAGGCACACGGGUGGCAAAACCAUUUCCUCCAUCCCCGUUCAAUCAACGAAACGUGUGGACAGUUCUGAUGCGGUUGAGGACCAUGCUGUUCAGAGCUCGCACGUUUCGCUUCGUCCUUCGGAACUGAGCGCAGUCUCAACUGCCAAGGAAUCCGCUCUGUUGCCCAUCAUACAAACAGAACCCGUGUCUACCAUAUUGGCCUCGUGCAAGACAGCGGAUGAGGUACCAUCAUUUCAACCCCCAUCCAGUGGUAUUGGGGAAUGCACUCAAAUUCAAGCAUCGACUACAGCACCAAUCCAGUCGUUUGUGCAAAACGUUGCAACCGAGUUGAGUACUGCUCCGUCGAUCGAACGUUCUCACGUUUCUCUUCGUCCAUCGGAGCCCCAAACGGUGACAUCGGGGCAUGCGGAUACGUCAGAACAGCCAGCGCCACCACAAUGCGGGAUCGUGGCAGUCACUGAAUCCAAACGUCUGCAACCGUUAUUUCGAUGUAGCAGUUGUGGUCACUCCUUCCUAACAAUACCAACUGCUGGGGCAACCGAAUCUAUCCGAUCAGCUGUCGAAUCUGAAGUGGAGAAAGAUUUCUCUGUUCAAAGCUCGCAAGUGUCUCUUCGGCCCGUGAAUCUGUUCUCUGUUGCAUCUGCUAUUACGGACUCGACCGCGAGAAUGAGAAACAUUCAAGCGUUACCUUAUCAAACGGGUCUUCUUCAUCUGGAUACAGUGGAAGGUUCAACGGCUUUUCAGGUAUUCCCCACCCAAGUUGUCAUUAUAUCUGCAAUGGAAUACAGAUGA
Molecule: messenger RNA, 1302 nt
Organism: Echinostoma caproni
Lineage: Eukaryota; Metazoa; Platyhelminthes; Trematoda; Plagiorchiida; Echinostomatidae
Source: the annotation of a GenBank genome assembly